CUAUUAGCAGUAUUUUAAAAUAAUAAAAACUAAAAAGUAAUGCAAAGAGUAUAAUAAUAUAUAGGGAAUUAAUGGAUAAAAUGUGAUCAUAGAACUUGUUGUGCAUUGUUAUUUUUAAUACAUAAAUAAUUAAUAAAUAUUGAGAUUGUAAUGUGAGGGGCAUGACGUUAUUUGAAGACGUAUAAAAUAUUUGUAAAUUUAAAACUUGCUGAACAGUAUAAAGUUUAACAAGUGCCUAAGAACUAAGAAGCAAGUCGAGUUCAAGAAAGUCAUCAGGUUAUUAUGUUACUCAACAAAACCAGACUUGGGUACACAAACCGAUCACAAAAGUGCAACAUGGAGAAUCAUUCAACGUCGGACAUCAUAAUUAUAAGUGGAAAUUCUCACCCGGAGCUGGCGGAAUCAGUAGCAAACCGCCUAGGUGUCAGAAAAGGGGGUUGUUCAGUUUAUCACAAAACAAACAGAGAAACUAUGGUGGAGAUUGCAGAUUCUAUUCGUGGAAAAAAUAUUUAUAUUAUUCAAACAGGAACUAAAGAUGUCAACAAUAACAUCAUGGAGCUAUUGAUUAUGGCUUACACAUGUAAGACUUCAUCUGCACGAUCCAUUGUUGGUGUCAUUCCAUACUUACCAUAUAGCAAACAAUGUAAAAUGAGGAAACGGGGAUGUAUUGUCACGAAGCUGCUUGCAAAAAUGAUGUGUAAAUCUGGCCUGACACAUAUUAUCACAAUGGAUCUUCAUCAAAAGGAGAUCCAGGGAUUCUUUGACUGCCCCGUUGAUAACUUGCGUGCAUCACCAUUUUUAUUACAAUAUAUUCAGGAAAGUAUUCCAGACUAUCGUAACUCGGUGAUAGUGGCCCGAAACCCGGGGUCUGCUAAGAAGGCCACAUCAUAUGCAGAACGGUUACGCCUGGCUAUUGCUGUGAUACAUGGAGAACAAAAGGAGGCGGAAAGUGAUGAAGUUGAUGGGAGGUAUUCUCCACCCUGUAUUCCAAGAUCCCGAACCAUGGAUGUUCCUGUGGGAGUUCCAGCUCACCCUGCUAAAGAAAAGCCACCAAUAAAUGUAGUUGGUGAUGUUGGUGGAAGAAUAGCUAUAAUGGUGGACGAUAUGAUAGACGAUGUUCAGUCAUUCGUUGCUGCCGCCGAAGCUCUCAAGGAGUGUGGGGCCUACAAAAUCUACGUUCUGGCGACACACGGCCUGCUCUCUUCAGACGCACCGCGCCUAAUUGAAGAUUCACCAAUCGAUGAAGUGGUUGUCACAAAUACAGUGCCCCACGAACUACAAAAAAUGCAAUGUAACAAAAUAAAGACCAUUGAUAUAUCAGUUCUAUUAAGUGAAGCAAUAAGGCGUAUUCACAAUAAAGAAUCCAUGUCGUAUCUGUUUAAAAAUGUAACACUUGAAGAUUAAGUUUUAUCAUACAAAACAAUUAAAAGCGAAGAUAUUUUUGUAGUUUAAUCUCACAGAGUAUUGAUCGUUGUGUUUAUAAGCCUUUAGAUUCGAUUUUCGUGUUAAUCGGUAGGUAUUGUCAAGAUUUAUUAGAAUGAAUAGAGCAAAUUAUUUAGGAUUGAUGAAAAAUAUACCUUUAUAUUCUACAUUAUGCAACUCCUUUAUAUUCUUAGUUAGUUGAUUUUAUUAAGUGUAAUGUAUUAGCUUUGGUAUGUUCAUAAGUUCCAUUAACGUACGUAAUUAAAAUUAUUGUGAAUGUGCUCUUUGUUUUGAGGUUAUAUGUUUUGCUUACAUGGCAUGAGUUAAAAUAAAAAAUAAAGAGUCAAAAUUUUGACAAAUAUCCAAAUCUCUUGUAAAUUUCAUGCGUGAAAUAAUUACAAAAUCCACAUUUGUUACGUAUUCAACACAUAGUAUUAUGAUUAAAUGUUUGUGGUAUGUAA
This is a messenger RNA of Leptidea sinapis, 1883 nucleotides long. Its product is annotated as phosphoribosyl pyrophosphate synthase-associated protein 2. The transcript is spliced from 7 exons. The record is from RefSeq and is a predicted model, not a curated record. Bases 283 to 1404 code for a protein of 373 amino acids. Gene Ontology annotation, cellular component: cytoplasm; ribose phosphate diphosphokinase complex. Gene Ontology annotation, molecular function: ribose phosphate diphosphokinase activity; magnesium ion binding. Lineage: Eukaryota; Metazoa; Arthropoda; Insecta; Lepidoptera; Pieridae. Gene Ontology annotation, biological process: 5-phosphoribose 1-diphosphate biosynthetic process; purine nucleotide biosynthetic process.